AUGGGCGACAGCGCCAAGGGCAUAAUAAUCGAGAUCGUUCUCGCCGAAAUAAACACGGCAAUCAGUCGAAACGAGAUCCUUCACAGCCAAGACCAAACCGGAUCAAAGGCUGUCGAGACGCCAUCCGUCGCGAGCGAUACACCUCAAAGCACAAACAUCAACACUGCUUCGGAACAGGAAGCCGAUGAAGAGUACGAUUGGAACUGGGAGGAAGAGAUGAUCUUUAAAGAACUAGAGAAAACUCACCAACCAGACCCGAUCGCCAUGCCACUACCGGGACCUGAGGAAUACCACGAUAACAUUGUGCUACCUCCGGCGUGGAACGCCACCUGGAUUCAGUCUCGAUUUGCAAAAGAGGGCAACCUCAUGGAAUUCUCGCGGCCGAUACGAGAAACCGAGUUCUUCGUCACGUUGCAGUAUGAUCCAGCGUUCUGGAAGUGUCCCGAGGGCAGUGCUCCCAAACAACCCCCUGAGCCACGAGAGAGGCCCAGCACGUUCAAGUCUAGUCGCCUUCCAGGGUUUCCAUCUCUCCCACCCAAACCGCCUACUCCAGAAAACCGUGAAUACCGUCUGGUCAAUAAUCGAAAGCGGACUUUGGACGAGUCGCCAUACAAGAACCCUCGAGCUAGGGGCGGCCCAGAAGGUGGCGAAUGGGCGGAUCAUCGUUUAAAGAGGCACAAGGUUGAAUCACUUCCCGGCUACAAUGCCACCUCACCGCACAAUCGGAGAUCCAGGGAGGACUCGAGACCGAUGGAUCGCUAUCGUCACCAAAGACCAGAACGCACUGAUUCCGAUCCAGGCCAGACGCUCCUCAGGUCCUUGGACGAGUCUCAAGAUGCCGGCCCAUCAAGGCGAUUUGAAGACGCGGGUCUCCAAGACUCGGGAUACUAUAGCUCUCGGAACGUUCGCAGACAGACAUCGACCAACAAUUUCCAGGAAAGGGGGGCAUCGCCACCUGUGCUUCCUCGCGGAACAUCACGACUAGAUAGCCGGCCGCAUAGCCGACAGGCGUCUCGAUCUCGGUCUCGAUCUCGUCACUCCCGCCGCCGUGGAUCUCACAGCAGCCGUGAUGAAUCACGUCCAGCUUCUAGGCAAUCUGCGGCGUCCUUUGGUACUGACGCAUCGGAGUUAUCUGCACUAGAGGCCGAACUCCUCGGCAUUGCUCCCAAGUCCAAGGGAGACCGAGAUGGGAAACCGGAUGGCUUGAAGAUGCGCAAGCGCGUCACCAAGGUCGAUUCGGCUUAUAGGUAA
Molecule: messenger RNA, 1251 nt
Organism: Colletotrichum fioriniae
Lineage: Eukaryota; Fungi; Ascomycota; Sordariomycetes; Glomerellales; Glomerellaceae
Source: RefSeq, a predicted model, not a curated record